Messenger RNA from Physella acuta, 3553 nucleotides. RefSeq lists its product as uncharacterized. The record is from RefSeq and is a predicted model, not a curated record. Lineage: Eukaryota; Metazoa; Mollusca; Gastropoda; Physidae.
UUAUUUAUAUAUAUACAAAAUGGCAUAAUCAAUCAAGUAAUUUAAAAAAAUCUUUCAACAUCAAACCAUACGUUAUUUUUUGAGACUAAAACUAAACACUUGUAGAACUCGAUGGCUAGGGUAAAGGAAAGAGCUUAUUUAUAUUAGACGUAAAAAAUGACAAAAACUAGGUAAAUAGCAUGUUAGAAGUUGUUAGUUAAAGUAAAUUUACCCGGAAGAACCUACUGUAAAGUUGCAAGUUGAAUCGUGUAUAGAACUACUACUAUAUAGCCUGAAAUAUAUCGAUACUACAAAUACAACCCAACACUUUGCAGUGAGGACUCACUCAGCCAUAUCAGGAUUAGGACGGUAGCAUAUAAAGAUGAACAAAAAAUAGUGAAAAAAAUCUCGGACUUGUCUGGUCAAACGGUACAUAAGAUACCAUGCACUGAAAUAGGAAUGUGACUUCUUGCUGGCAAUGCUACGCGCGAGAGUAGCAUGAGCCAAGAUGAAACACAAGUGCGUAAGGAUCUAUUUACUGCCUGGUUCUUCGACCGUAGUUUUACUCGCGGAGGAAUUACAUUAAUCAAGUCUGAUCACAUGAUAUCCAGGGGUUGCCAUGUUGUCUUUUGUACUUAUCGAAAUUGAAAGAUUUCUUUUUCUCACAUCGUUACAAAAACACUGCAGUAAUGUAUCUAGCUGUUUGGGUUUGUCUGACAUGAUAUUGAAGCACACGAUUUAACUCAGUCGGCAUAGUCUAAAGGAGCUCUGGUAUUCGGACGUUUUGUGUACGAUCAAUUGCUGUAGAGGGAGGUCUAAAGAAGAAAAUGUCUGCAAUUUAAAUCCCUAACGGAAUUCAUGGCAACGGAAAUAUGUCAAAGAAGCCAACAUCCAAAACAAACGUCAAGCCAACAUCCAAAACUGAUGUUAAGGCAGCAUCCAAAACUGAUGCUAAGAAAACCUCCAAAACUGAUGCUAAGGACAAGUCCAAAACUAAUGUUAAGGAUGCGUCCAAAACUGACGUUAAGGACAGUUCUAAAACUGACGUUAAGGACUCUUCUAAAACUGAUGUCCCUUCAGCAUCAGAAGGCAAAACUGCUAAAGAGAAAGAUCCCAAGAAAACCACGUCACCCGAGCAGUCUGACGAUGAACCUCCGCAAGGCGGUCGUAAACGGCUCGGGUCCGUCUGGGACGCUCACGACACAUCGAAUCUACAGGAGUACUACCUCGGCACCAGGGAGGAGACCCACGGGGCGAUGCUGGAGGAGACGUACCCCAAAGAAUAUUCCGUUAUACAAUCCUACUCGUAUGAGUCAAUUCCCGAGGAGGAGGUGUUAGAGAAACAAUCAAGCGGAGAUAAAGAAAAGCCAAAGAAAGAGAAAGGCAAGGAAAAAGUUGAUAAAAAAGGCAAAGAAGCAAAGAAAGAAAAGCCCAAAGAAAAGAAAGAAGACGAUAAACAAACAAAAAAAGAAGACGAAGGCCAAGAAAAGAAAAAAGAUGACGAUAUCUGUAAAGAAAGAGAAAAAAAAUGUGAAGAUAUCUGUAAAGAAAGAGAAAGGAAAAAAGACGAUAUCUGUAAAGAAAGAGAAAGGAAAAAAGACGAUGUCUGUAAAGAAAGAGAUAAGAAAAAAGAUGACGAUCUCUGUAAAGAAAAAGAAAAGAAUAAGGAUGACGAUGACGAUGACGAUAUCUGUAAAUGUAAAGGAAAAAAAGAGAAAAAAGAAGACGUCUGCGAAUAUACGUGUAAGAAGAGAGAGUGUUGCCAUUUUUGCGAUAGGUGUGCAAAUCCCGAAAAGUACCAACAGCCGCUGCGGCGGAUAUACCCUCGCUUAGAGUAUUGUCUUAUCAAAUCUAUGCCCCCGUCAGCUUCCUCGUACGAGUUUCAAUCAGGUAGAAAUUUCUUCGACUACCCCAGUACGAGUUCUUACCCCGCCUACCGUGAAAACCAAUUCCAGCCCGAUUUUGACCACCAAGACGUUUCCUAUCAUUAUCGAGAUCAUUUCUGGCAGCAGAGAUACCUGCCCAGGACACAAGACACGCGCGGCUAUCCUUCAGAUUCGUACGAUCAAUUUCUUGUUCGUUCGGCUUCAGCAACAUCCGAACGGAAAGCCUACUCCCGCCAGCCUUUGAGAAACAGUAGUGAAAUAUUAAACAACCGCCAACCGGCAUACACGUCGCGGGGACACCUGGGCGCCUUGCCAUCUCAACAUCAAGGUUUCAGUUCACCAAGAAACGACUGGCGACCCGCACCCCAAAUGCUCUCGCGUCAAAAUACCUACUCGCCGCCUUCUGAUUGGAGGCCUGUACCAUUAAUGUCGUCAUAUCAAACCGUCCCUUCGGCUUCGUGUGCGUGGAGGUCUCCGCCUCAAGAGACUCAGCAAAUAAGUUCACGGUUCGCUGAUUGGGAAAACCCCAGUUCAUCAAGGGUAAGAGAUGCGCCUCAAGCUGGCUUUUCACCACUGAGAGAUGCCAGUUUCAGACAGCAUGCGGAGAUAUCAAGGCGUCAAGAUGACUACGGGCUGCGAGCAGAAAGUAGAGGACAGCUCACCUCAUACCCCACGAGAACAGAAGAUCCAUGUCAAAGGGCGUUUACACAGGGAACUGACUGGAAAGCGCAAAUUCAAGCGGCUUGUAAAAGCCCUCUUCAAUCUCCUUGUUACAUUCAAAUAGAACGGAUGUCUCCACGUCAAACUGCGUUCCCCCCUGAAAUAGAACGGAUACCUCCACGUCUAACUGCGUUCCCCCCUGAAAUUGGACGGAAAGCCCCUAUGAAAAGGGCUUGCUCCCCGGAAAUUGGAUGGCAUACCCCAUUGCAAAAUGCCUACUCCACUGAAAUUGGACGGAAAGCCCCUAUGAGAAGGGCUUGUACCCCUGAAAUUGGAUGGCAUACCCCAUUGCAAAAUGCCUACUCCACUGAAAUUGGACGAAAAGCCCCUAUGAAAAGGGCUUGUACCCCUGAAAUUGGAUGGCAUACCCCAUUGAAAAGUUCCUACGCCCCUGAUGUUGGACAGAAAGCCCCGAUGAGAAGGGCUUGUACCCCUGAAAUUGGAUGGCGUUCCCCAUUGCAAAGUGCCGGUUCCCCUGAAAUAGAGCUUCCAGCCGCAUGUCGAAAUGCUUGCUUACUACAACCAGGCCGGACAAGACCAUGAACGCCACACACUGCCUCACACAUUCACUCACACAUUCACUCACACAUUCAUUCACACAUUCACUCACACAUUCACUCACACAUUCACUUACACAUUCACUCACAUAUUCACUCACACAUUCACUCACACAUUCACUCACACAUUCACUCACACAUUCACUCACACAUUCACUCACACAUUCACUCACAUAUUCAGACAAAAUAUCUCACGGAUAGUAGCCGAGUGACUCAAAUCUUAACCUACGCACAAAUUUAAAAACCAUCAAGAAUGUAAUCAAAAUCAUCUGCUUACACCAGUCGUAUUUAAACAUUGACUCCGCCCAACGAUAAUGUACUUUCAAUAAAAAGGUAAAUAAUUUGAAGCUGAUAUCUUUAGAUAUGUUUAUGUUGUUAGACUAAAAAAAAUCUAAUAAAAAAAAUACUUGA